GGGUGUUGUCGGGAGAGUGGAAAGUGACGCGACUAACUGAUGCUUGAAUGUUACAUAAGCUAGACUUGGCAAAGCUACACUUCAGUACUUCCAAUCUCUGGUCUCUUCUAUCCAUUCCAGCGAUGUGAUGAUCUACCUAACACGGAGCAUCGUCUCCGCGUCUCGUACUGUCCUACCCCGUACGUCAUACCAAUUGCCAUCGAAACCAGCAUGGCCUGUAACGCGAAACUUCCAAUCGACGUGGACGGCGCGAAAAAAGAUCGAAUUGGCCCAGAAGCAAGUCUCGGAAGCGGAAAUGCGUGCGAAGGAAGAUGUCAAUGCAGAACCAAACAAAGUGAAUAAGAAGGGAACGAAGAAGCAUGCUGGCAAGACAUCAUCGCUCCGGCGGGUUGCUGUUGAGGCGCAACGGUCGAGACAGGGCUUUGUGAUGGGCCGGGGCAGCAAGCGCUUUGUGGACCCGCACGUAGAUACAAAGACGGUUACUGCUUAUUGUGCAGCGGAAACCUACAACAUUUCCACGGCGGCCCGCUUGGUCCAAGCCCAUGGUUACGAACUCGAUCCUCUCCAAACCGGCCUCUACCCACAAGUCAUCCAUGUCCGAACGCGCGACCGACCUGAUGAAGUGAAGGACACGCAAGAGGGGGACAUCUUCAUCUUCCCCUCUGGGACAAUGGUCACUUGGAAUGUGAGGGAACGUGAGGCACUGCAUCUGGUCAAUCGGGUGUUGCCCGCAGCAGCGGAAGGCUCCCACCUUGAUCUGCUAGAGACAGAGGAUUUAGAAUACCUGGAAGAUUCGACGAGGGAGUCCAGUGAGGUUGUUGGUGAUACGAUUAUCCUGGGCACGAAGGCCGAGCACGGCAGCAACGAUGCGAUCGAGGAAAUCGGUACAGAUGAGACGGAGCAACGCCACGAAAUCGACACCGUCCUUGCUAAGAUCGCUUUCUCGUCUGGGCUUGCUCGCUCCACCAAACUUGCUAUUCUGGAAACACUGCUGAGCGAUUAUCAGCACUCGACACGCGAGAUCCCCAUUAUGCUGGCCAAGGGCGACACAAAGACAUUGGGCAGGAAUAAUGUCCCCUUCACCCGCUCAUUCAUCCUCCGCAAGACAGGCGAGCUACUGAACAUACGCGCGCAGCUCAAUCUGUACUCGGAGCUCACCGACUCCAUGCCGGAUAUCUUCUGGGACAGUCGACACGAGCUCGGUCUUGGAGAGUACUAUGAUCAAGUCGGGCGCGCAUUAGACGUGGGCGUGCGCAUCAAAGUGUUGAACGAGAAGAUCGGUUUCGCGCAGGAGAUUGCAAGUGUUCUGCGGGAAUCGCUUAGCGAGAAGCAUGGGCUGAGGCUCGAAUGGGCCAUCAUUGCUCUGAUUGCGGUCGAGGUGGUGCUGGAGUUCUACCGCCAUUGGACAGACGCGGAGGAGAGAAAGGACCCGAGGAGUACGGAGUCGCUGCUUCGGCAAUACCUCGUCAAGGUUGUUGAUGGUCAAAAAUGAGUUUCACUUCGUUUAGAUACCCCGCUCGAAAGACACGCCACUCUAUAUUCACAGACGUUCCAUUUCAGCGUAUAUACAAC
Molecule: messenger RNA, 1572 nt
Organism: Paraphaeosphaeria sporulosa
Lineage: Eukaryota; Fungi; Ascomycota; Dothideomycetes; Pleosporales; Didymosphaeriaceae
Product: DUF155-domain-containing protein
Exons: 2
Coding region: 128-1492 (454 amino acids)
Biological process (GO): positive regulation of mitochondrial translation
Source: RefSeq, a predicted model, not a curated record